Thalassophryne amazonica is the source of this 1685-nucleotide messenger RNA. Its product is annotated as arrestin domain-containing protein 3-like. The record is from RefSeq and is a predicted model, not a curated record. Gene Ontology annotation, biological process: protein transport. Bases 37 to 987 code for a protein of 316 amino acids. The transcript is spliced from 6 exons. Gene Ontology annotation, cellular component: plasma membrane; cytoplasm. Lineage: Eukaryota; Metazoa; Chordata; Actinopteri; Batrachoidiformes; Batrachoididae.
UGCACAACACUGCCAUAAAAUUCUUUAUGCAGAAAAAUGACCAUCCAAAGUAUUUCUGUUGAAUAUGACGCAAGAAAUGAAGACAAUGUAUUUUUCAAAGGAGACACAGUAACUGGAAGAAUUGUGCUGGAAGUUGCUAAAGAAACAAAAAUUGAGUGUCUGUCUGUGAAGGCCAAAGGAAAAGCAGUCGUGUCAUGGACUGAACAUUAUGGGCCAAACCUUCAUAUCACAUAUUCUUCCAAAGAGAAGUUUUUCUCCAUUAAAAAGACAAUCCUGCAAAACCCAAGAGGAGGCUCUGAAAUUCUGACCCCUGGAAGGCAUGUUCAUCCUUUUAGUUUUGAAAUACCUUUAAUGGAUUUGCCAUCAACUUUCAAAGGCAAACACGGUAAAAUCAAGUAUUUCAUCGAAGCCAGAGUAUCCAGAUCCAUGAUGUUGGACAGCAAAGCCAAGACAAAUUUCACUGUACUUUCAAAGGAUGAGGUGUCAAUUCCUAAUGUGAUGAUUCCACAGCAAAGGAACAUUGAAAAACAUUUUGUGUUGUUUGCAUCUGGAAAUGUAACUCUGAAUGUGACCACUGAAAAGAUGGGCUACCUGCAAGGAGAAUCCCUUAAAGUCAAAGCUGAAAUAAUCAACAAUUCAACUCAUACAGUGACUCCCAAAUUCAUUCUGUACGAGAAGCAAUGCUUCUAUGCAGAGAAACGGAGAAAAAUCUACACCAAAGACAUCCUGAAGGAGAAGGGUGAAUGUGUUUCUGCACAGACCCAACAGAAUGUGACCAAAAUACUGACAAUCCCUCCAGAUCUACCUGGAACCAUCUUUAACUGCCCCAACAUCCAACUGGAAUACAGACUCAAGGUUAUUCUUCAUGUGUCAUUCUGCAGAAAGUGUGAGGUGAGGUUACCCAUUGUUGUUCUGACAACUCACACUCGUUCUCAGUCAGAGGACCUGCAGGAGAAACAGAACAAGAGCUGGUUCAGGUUCAGCUGAACAGACGAUUUUCCUGACAACUGGAUAAAAAUGGCACUUUGAUUGAUGUGUAAUAACCAGUAUUUACUUCUGCCAAGGAAAUCAUUGCUGUGGUCUGUAUAUUUGUCUUUUAGUUGGUGUAGUGAAAAACUGAUAACUAUUUUGAAAACUAUGGAUGUUUGAGCUCUCUCAAGAGGCAGUACUCAUUCACUGCUGGUGCUGAUUCCAAUCUGGAUCCAGUGCCAAAAGAUGAAUCGUGUCACUGUUAGAUUUUUAUUUUUUCUAGUUUGUAUAUAUACCUUUACAACACCUGUGACUGAUAAACAGUUCUGGUCAGUAUUACUGAUACCCUUGAAUUUUAAUUACAGAAUUUAUAAUAUGUUCAGAAAAAAAUACAAAUGAACCAGUUUGUAAAAUCAUAAUAUUUACUAAAGGAUCCAAAGGUAUUGAACAACAACAAAAUACUUUCAUAUACUGAAAUUUAAACACAAAAUCACUUUCAGUUUUCUUUUGAAAAGGCAGGAGAUAGACACAUGAACAUUACCAACUCACUGAAUAUGUGAGUUCAUUUACAUAAAUCAUUUAAGAAAUUACAAAAAUGAUGUGUGGUAAAUAUGUAUAAAUUAGGCAGUCCUGAAAAAUGAGUGACCAACAAGAAUGAGGCUAGUGAGGGAAGCCACCAAGACAACUCUGAAGAAAUUACAGGCUUCUAUAGCUAU